Wyeomyia smithii (pitcher-plant mosquito) is the source of this 3600-nucleotide messenger RNA. RefSeq lists its product as uncharacterized. Lineage: Eukaryota; Metazoa; Arthropoda; Insecta; Diptera; Culicidae. Bases 1056 to 2240 code for a protein of 394 amino acids. The record is from RefSeq and is a predicted model, not a curated record. The transcript has 9 exons.
AAUUUAUGUAUUAAAAAUAUGAUGCAUCCUUCAUCAUGUGAUUAUGUGGAGAAAAGUAUUUUUAGUGAAUGUGCAUAAGUCCGAUAUGUGUAUAUGCUAGUUUAUGAUAGCAAAGUUUCUGAAGCUGACCUGAAAGUUAUUUUCGUUACCAAGCUUGGCACAGAUGUGGAAUGUGAAGAAGGAUUAGUAGCAGAGAAACCGACUAGACCAGACAGAAUGAUGUCUUCCGGGCAAGCAUAUUGCCGAUCCAUGUAGUGUAUUGGAGUCGUUUCAUUGUGAUGAAAGACUUUUAUUCUCCCCGGGGCACGAAAUAUGUUGGUUGGAAUAGUUAGAUGAUGCCUCCGACCAAUCUUUGUGGUUUCUAAAUUGUUAAAGAGGCUAUUAAAUUGUCUUCCUGGUGAGAAAAUCGAUAAAUUCUGAAAAUAAGUUUUGUAUAAAGAAUAUAAAAGUCGCCGGAAAUUCCUCAUUUAGUACGAAUACAUCGCGAGCGGUUUGAUCCAUUCCACCUGUUAGGAACCCACGUCUGACAUGAAAGUUUCCAACGCGGAUGCGACCAUAAAAAAUUCCCAAUUGCAUGGAGUCGAAAGCAUGGACAGCUGGCUGCUACCGAUGGCUUGCCGAUACAUACUAAAAGUGAGUCGUUUCAUUCUGUCAUGAUAUCAGAAGAUGCAGAAAAAAAAUUCAGUGAACUGAUGUAUUCGAAAGUAAAUUUGCAAUCCCUUGCGACGAUUGUUUUCGAAGUGAAAAUAAAUAAACCUCCAGCAAUAGUAAAGUUUUUCCGCUUUCCCCAGCCCACAUUCUUCGAGUGCCUGUAAAUUGUGUGAAGUUGAAAUGUACUGAGUGGAACGCCAUUCAGAAGGAAACCCAGUAGAAGAGCAAGCUGAGGUGUUGUGUUAUGCCUUGGGCAUUUUUUCAGUUACAUUCGUGUUUGCGUGUUGGAGUGAAAAAAAGAAAGCAUAAGUAAAGCACGGGGUCUUACGCCUGUUAGCUUCACCUCCAAAGUUAAAGCCUUAACAGGCUUCGGAAAGUGAGUGGGAAAAGCAACAGAAAACAGUAUGAUCCUGUCAAACAUGUUGGAUUUACGACCGGCUCUGCUGCUGACGCUUUUUGCAACAAUAGAAUUCGUGAGCACACUGAAAGACGUACGCGUGAGUGUACCGGCUGCAAUCCGACGCGGUGAUAACGCUAAUCUGAUCUGCCAUUACGAUAUGGAAGGUGCCGCCCUGUACUCUGUCAAGUGGUAUAAAGGAAAGCGAGAAUUCUUUCGUUACACUCCCAAAGAAAAUCCUUCACUGAAAGCGUUCCCUGUGCUGGGUAUCACGGUAGAGCGCUCGCAAUCUAAUGGAAGUUACGUGACCUUAUCCACAGUAGAACCAACUAUGUCCGGCAAGUAUAGCUGCGAAGUGUCCGCGGACUCACCUUCAUUUCACACAAUGAUCGUGUCCAGCGAAAUGGAAGUUGUGGAUGUUCCGAUCAGUAAACCCCACAUUACAGGUCUUAAAUCUUUCUAUCGAAUCGGGGACCUGCUGACCGGUAACUGCUCCUCUCAUAACUCAAAGCCUGCGGCUAAUUUGACCUGGUUCAUCAAUAGCAAUGAGGUAAACCCGAAACAAACAGUGCCAUACGCUAUUUGGAAAAACCCAGAAACAGGACUGGAAACAUCCACGCUUGGAUUGUUCUUCCACAUCACACAGCAUUACCUUGGACGAGGUAAAUUAAAGUUCACUUGCGUUGCCAGGAUUCACAGCGUCUACGAACAGCGCACGGAGCGAUUCGUGGAAGAUGAACAACCUAACAUCCUAGCUUCAGCUUCGGCCUCCCCUCCACUUGGGAUGAGUAUAAAUUAUAUUCAUUCUCUGUACGAUCAAUUUCCGGCUUCCUCCUAUCACCACCAUGACCACGGCGGUAGUGGGGGUGACUUUGACAAUCAAAACAGCGACGCGUACAUGACACAAUUACAAGACAUGUCGUCGUCAUCCGCCAGUUCCAGCCGGACACGAUCGCCAAUGACCAUCAGCAGCCGGCGGCAACCAUUACGGCCACUUCUACUGCUAAUACCAGCUCACAGUGUUAUUAUGCAAAUGGCAUUUUCAAUCCUGCUGCCAUUGCUACGAUCCAUGUUUGAUUGUGUCAACCGGAGAGCAGCCAGGAGGAAACCCUCCAGUAGCAACAGCAUCAGCAGAAGUUGCGGUGGACUUCAACAGGGUCUAAUCAGCAUUUUGCCAAAGUCCUUCUCCUGAGAGUAGUCUGCACACAUCACUGCACCCUGCGCGCCACCCAGAACCAACCAGUCAUCGACAAUGGCAAUAACAAACCCCAUCAUCACCCUGAUAUGCACUAUCGUGAAUAGCGACUAAGAGUUGCUGAUGCUCGUUUCGUGUGUCCGGAUUCCUAUAAGACGACUCAUCCAACCGAUGAAACAAAUUGUGUAAAAAGCCGUAAGGAGCAGAUCGUUUGAAAUAUGGACGUUUAAUGUAAAUAUGCUAUCCUGACAAGAGAACGACAUUGCCAGCCACCGGUUGCAAUGUUUCGACAAACCAUACAUCGAUUGCAAUAAUGGGAGCUGUAGAAUUUUAGGUGGCGAAGGAUAUUCAUUCGUUUGGAUACGAACCAAAACAAGUCAAAGUGCUCCAUAUACGGCUCACAGAUAACUUCCUGUGAGGCUCUGCUGAACAUAGCAGGUGUGGCUGCUUGAAAAAUGUCACAAGACAAGUUCACGAAUAGAUAGCAGUUGACUGCAUUGAAUGACCGACAACACGAUUUGUGGAUAAAUGAGUAUGGUGCAAAAACGCCUGACGCUUGCUUGUAUAAUUGACUAGGCACUCGUUCACCAAUUGUUCACUCGUUCGCCAAUUGUUCAUUUUUCAUAUAGAAUCUUGAAAUAUUCAGUACAUGCGGUGUUUAUAGUCUUAAUUUAUUGGAAAAAUGUCUCACAACAGUAAGUUCGUAAUUUCAACAUAUUUUAGUCAAAUUAGUAAGAUAUAAUUCAAAAACUUCGGUUGUUGCAUAGCAAGUUAAUCAUCUACCACUCAUGGUAAUCUGUAAGCAAUUGGCCUUUCAUCAAAAUAGAACAAGAUUGAAACUGUAAAUGCACAAUAAAAGAUAUAAACGGUUCCAUUUUGCAUUGACUUAUAUUCUUAUUUCCACAUGCAAAAUUUCAAAAGAAAAAUAAAUUUUGACUACAGUAAUUUCAGCGCAUAUUUAUUCUCAAUGCAAUUAAACAAACGUAAUGGUGAAUGGUGCUUCUAACUCCUUCAAUAUAAAAUCAGAGCAUAUUUUUCCCAUCAAAAGCUCUAAUGAAUGCUCUGUGUAUUUUCAUCACUAACCAACAAGAUAACGGCGUACAUUUGUAGAUACAACUACUCUCCACAUGAGUCCUGCCAGUUCACAAUACCAAGACAAACUAAAAGAGUAACAAUGAUGAACUAUGCGUUAAUCCACUUUAUCAAAUACUAUUUUCAAAACAACAAGACAUGAAACACAUCGGUGACGUGUGUAGUGUAGAAUAAUAUUUGUAGUUAACUAAUGAUAAAAAUUAUUGUGAAAAAUAAAGAAGUAACAAAAAGAAUGGCAUCUUAUAACCAUUAUCGUACAUAGAGA